Molecule: messenger RNA, 1505 nt
Organism: Cinara cedri
Lineage: Eukaryota; Metazoa; Arthropoda; Insecta; Hemiptera; Aphididae
Source: the annotation of a GenBank genome assembly
AUGGAUACAAAUACAACCGUAGUUUACUCGGUCACCGUAAGGUGUACCACGAGAGCCAAUAGCAGUUCUAUUGAUAAUUCAACUGAAAAAAAAAGGCAACGGUCGCCGUCGCCGACGGAUAACGUGCCUUCAAAGCAAUCCAAAAAAAGUCCGAAGCGUGACGGAGAACUGCAACCACGUAAGUUUCUGUACUUCUUUAUUAUGAUAUUUUUUUUGUUCGCUGUUGUACACGACGGACGCAGUGUUACUAAAUACUGUUUUCACAAGUGUAUACAUUUGAAAUAUUGCAUAAUUGUAGUUUUUGAAUUAAUAAUACUUAAAAACACGUUUUGUAACUGUGUAAUGAAAUGUGCAGAAUUAGCGGUAUCUCCAUCGCGAAGUCCAACUUCUGCGACCUACAGAUCGGCGUCACCGUCGUAAGUACCUUUGAUAGUAUUAUAACUUGUAAGUAUCGGUGUAAAUAAUAUGAUUAUUCACAUAGGUACAGCCAAAACGCGUCACAUUCGUACAAUGAUACGGACGCGAGUUCAAUACAUAGUUCGUACAACGAACAGAUAUUGAUUAACUGUGAUCCGGCAAAUGAUGUCGGUUAUGAAGCCGAUGAUGAAACCGACGACGAAACAGUUAGUCUGAUGUCACCGUCGUAAGUAUCUUUGACCGAAUCGUAACUAAUAUUGUUUUAUAUUAAAAAAACAAAAAUUAAUAUUAUUCGCACAGCCUUCGUUAUGCGUCACCGCCACCGGAUCUGAGUACUGGACGUUCGUUAUACGAACUACUCAUGUCAGCUAGCGAUCUGACAGACGGCGAUUUCGACGACGACAGUGCUUACAGUAGUUCGUCAUCACCGCUGUAAGUACGAGUAUCUUUGACCAUAUCGUAACUAAUAUUGUUUGACAUUUUUAAAGAAAAAAAAAAUCGGUGUAGACUGUGUAAAUUUUGUGAUCUUUCUGAUUUGGUCUUAACCAGUUUUGCAUUAACAUAAUUGAAAACUAAUAUGUAAAUAUUAUUAAAUAUUAUUUAGCUUGUACCCGACAAGCGAAAGACAUCUGGAGAAUCCUAUAAAUGUUCCGGGCCCCCAAAGUACAGGCUUUAAUGCGCCAUCUUUGUAUAAUAGUAUGUUGCCAAGUUCGUACAGUAUGGCAUAUUGGCCGUACGACUUAGCAUCUUCAUCAUACACCCCAAUGUCACCAACGUGAGUACUGAAUAUCUUUGAUAGUAUCAAAACUAAUAAUGAUGUUUGAUUUUUAAAAAACUGUUAAAAAAAAAAAAAAAAACAGUCAAAAACUUUACCAAAUGUAUAAUUACCUAUAUUUUUGAAAAGUUAGUUAAAUAUUUUGUACCGUAGGUAAGUAUGAAAUUAAACAAUUAAACGUUUGNUGAUUUCCAGUGACGACGACCACAUAUUGAUUUCCAGUGACGACGACCACAUAUUGAUUUCCAGUGACGACGACCACAUAUUGAUUUCCAGUGGCGACGAAGGCGAUGUAUACCCUUAUGAUGUUUGA